GGUAAAUAUAACGAAUUGUGUUGUAUGUUAUCGUGAACGGAAUGCCUCAACAAAUUUUACUCAUCACCAAAGUUUGUUGCUGACUGCAAAUAGAUUGCAUAUUGUGUAUCUAAUUACCAUAGGUGAUACCAAGAUAGAAUAAUAUGACUCAAGAAAAUGAAAAAAUGAAUCCUUGUGAUAUAGAUGAAGUAGAAGUCAGUUCGGAUACAUCUGAAAAGGAGGCCAAAGAAUCCAAAACACACGGAUCAUUAGAGAAUUUUGUGCCACAGAUAUAUCGUGCUAAAUUCUUCGGAAAUACUUCCGUCUCUGAGCCUCGUGGUGAUUUUAUUUGCGAAAGCUCACUCGGAUUACUUAAAACUCAGUUGCUUACAUCAAAAUUACACAAGAAAAGAAUUAGGAUACGUGUAGACACCAGUGGAAUUAGUGUUAUUGGUUCACGAAAUUCGACAUUACAUCAUGUGCAUAAAUUUGAAAAUAUUACAUUUAUUUGGACUGACCCCUGUGAUUUACAAUCAUGUGGAAUUAUAGUUAAACAACCAUUAAUUGGGGAUAAUGUUCAUCAAUUUUAUGGUUAUAAACUUUAUCAAAAUACUCCGAAAUUGAUUGGUGUGUUGAAGCACAUCUAUUCAAAUCUUGACUUAUUACCACCUAAUGAAGACAUAUUAAGUAAAUCAGAACAUUCUACGGAUACCAGAAUUUUCGACACUACCGAGGAAAAUAAUCCUGAUUUGAUUCAGCUAAUAGAUAUUAGUGACAACACUGUCUCACCACACCAAAAAAACGCUGACAAUGAAAAUAUUCAAAAACAAUACACAAGUAAUGGACACAACGUUCCGUACAAUAAAGGUGGUGAAAAAAACUGGAUAACUUUCGAUGAUCAUUUCGAAAACCAAGGGAUUAGCUGGGAAAACUCUACACCUAAAAAUCUAACGUCUCAAAAUCCUCAUAAUCAACCAUUUGGUAACAAUGAUCUACAUUACUUUUCACAAAUCAAUAUGAAUAAUCAAAUGUUCAAACAUAAUUCUAGUCCAUUUAUGGAAAUGACUAAAUGUACAACACAAAACACUCCGUAUUUAAAGUCAUAUUCAACAACAGCUAAUAUUUGGUCAAAUAUACCACCUGCCAUUCAAACCGUAAGUUAAUGCCUUUUUUUUGUAUGGUGGCACACAUCAAUAUGGUCAAUAAAACUCAUUUGAAUUUAGAACAUUUAAAAUUUAGAUAGCCAAUAGUGGUUGGUUUGAAAUAAUUGUCAUCGUUGCAGUCGAUUUGUUACAUUUUUUAUAAAAUUACUUAUUGAUUGAGAUAUUUACUGAUAAAAUCGAUCUUUGUUCCAAGUGUUAUUAUUUUAUUUAUGAUACUACUUUUCUUUCAUUUGAUAAAUAAUAUAUGGAGACUUUCAAUAAAGAUAAGUAACAUCAUGAUACACUCAGACUCUUUAGAGACUGUCAUCAGCCGAAUUUAAACAGGAUUUUUCGUAAAUAUUUGUAUAAAACAUAAGAAUACCAAUUUUGUAAUAUAAUUACUUUUUGAUUAAAAUUUCAGACAUUUUGGCUUAAUAAUAUUUGGUCUAAUUUGGUCAUUUGAAUAUAUCCACUGGAAUUAAAUAUUGAUUGGUUUUAACCGCCUUUUUAUUACAUUAAUUAAACAUUAAAAUUACCUAACGAAUAAAUAUAUGCUUUGUUUUCCAAUAAUUAUUUACUAUCUACGUUUCUGGUAAUGAUGUACUAAAAAAUGUAACCAUUCAAUAUACAACGAAAUGUUUUAUAAAUACCGAUAUAUUACCAUUUACUAUCUACUGAUGAUUAUUAAUAUGAGAAUUUUAUGGACAUGUUUGUUGAAGUAACAAAACAAUCUACUGGUACCAUUUAAUAGUUUGUAUGACUUUCGAUUAAAAAACUAUCUUCGAAUAUGUUUAUUACUAGGAAACUAAAAUAUCCCCAAUGGAUGAUCAUUUUUGUAGCUGGACAACAACACAGCAUAUUCAAACUAAGCCAAAUGUGUAUACUAAUAAUAAAAAUGUUACCAAUAAUCCAUUUUAUAAUUUACCGGUUGGUGACACUCAUUUAAAUGUAAAACAAACUUCACCACUUGAUACAAUAUUUGAUAUAAAAUUAUUCAACUGAAAACAAAACCUUUAUUAAUUUCUCAUCAUUAUAUAUUCUUUAUGUUAUUUAUCCAUCUGACAGUAAAAAACAAUCAUAUUUUGCAAUCCCUCAUUUUGAUUUUUUUUUGACGUAUUGCGUUUUGGUCAACGAUUUUUCUUCACUGUGAUCUUUCUUUUUUUAAAAAAACACUUUACAAUUGGACAUGGAGUUAUAGUCCCUAAUGUGUAUCCUUGACAACUCAAAUGUAUUUACUGAAUCUUUAACUGAUAACUUUGUCACACUGAAAAUGAACUUAUCUUUCAUAUCGAUCUGAUCAGUCAAUUUGUUUUCAGAAUUAUAUAGAAUGAUUAGUGAUUAAAGUCCUAAUACACAUCAUGUGCAUCGAUCAAUUCAGUUAUUUCUGUGACGAAAAAUAAAUCAGAAAUGUUUUCAAUUCAUGUAACCAAUAUGUGAUUGAACAUCUUUUUGAAUAGUUUGGAUAUAUCUAAAUAAAUUCUAUGCUUGGCUUUGUUUUAUCAUAUUUGGUUGAUUGUGAUCAUGAAGUAGAUAAGACAAAAUCUAUUGUAGUGAUCUGCCGUAUAUUUUGACAAUAAGGAUAAAACUACAGUUACUGACCAUAAUCUGUGAUUGGAAUGUUUAAUUAACGAAAAAAAAUUAAUUUAACUGUCAUUA
This is a messenger RNA of Schistosoma margrebowiei, 2777 nucleotides long. NCBI's taxonomy places the organism in Eukaryota, Metazoa, Platyhelminthes, Trematoda, Strigeidida, Schistosomatidae. The record is from the annotation of a GenBank genome assembly.